CCCAUCGUCGAGACGCCGGGGACGGAGGGAGUGGUCUUCACUUUUCAGCUCCCGGACAACACUUCGAGGGAGGUUACGUUCAAGGCGAAGCCAUUGGGUUUGGAUUUCAGCAAAGCGGUGCCCAUGACCGUGAAAGCGGUGAAGAAGGAUUCCUUCGCAGACCAGCUCCAAAUCCAGCCCAAGUGGAUCAUCACACAUGUCCAACGCAAGCCGAUGCCGGUGGAGUUGAGAGAUGCCAUGAAGACCAUUUUGCAAGAAGUGAAGGACUUGCCUCAGCAGUGA
Molecule: messenger RNA, 282 nt
Organism: Symbiodinium necroappetens
Lineage: Eukaryota; Dinophyceae; Suessiales; Symbiodiniaceae
Source: the annotation of a GenBank genome assembly